This is a messenger RNA of Elaeis guineensis (African oil palm), 1915 nucleotides long. Its product is annotated as cystathionine gamma-synthase 1, chloroplastic. Gene Ontology annotation, cellular component: chloroplast. Gene Ontology annotation, molecular function: pyridoxal phosphate binding; cystathionine gamma-synthase activity. The record is from RefSeq and is a predicted model, not a curated record. NCBI's taxonomy places the organism in Eukaryota, Viridiplantae, Streptophyta, Magnoliopsida, Arecales, Arecaceae. Gene Ontology annotation, biological process: transsulfuration.
CUUCGUCGCUCUGGUUUCAUUUGUUUUUGCUUCUUCUUGGCUAAAAAUUUGAAGAGGAGAGGUGAAGUAGGGUUUUCCGUUUUUCUCUGCCGCCGCCCCAAGCUCCUCUCGUCCUUCCCUGACGAUGGCGGUCUCCUCCGGCUGCUGCCUCCCGAAGUUCUUCCCCGCGGCUUCCGACUGCCGCGGUGACUCCGGUGCCCUCCCCCGCCCGGAGAUCCCCUCCGCUGCCGCCGCCUCCUCCCGCCUCCUCUCUCUCCGCUCCCGGGCCUCCGGCCUCUCGUCCACCCUCAUCCUCCGCUUCCCUCCCAACUUCGUCCGGCAGCUCAGCACGAAGGCCCGCCGCAACUGCAGCAACAUCGGCGUCGCCCAGAUCGUCGCCGCUUCUUGGUCGAACAACUCUGGCCUCCCGGAAACCCCACUCUCCGCCUCCGCCGCUGCUGAUGCUACGGCGACGGUCGCGAUCCCCGUUGAGGCAGACGUUGCCACUCCCGUCGGUGGUGACGGUACCAGUACAGAGUCUCAGAUCCCGGCAGCCGAUUCCAAGGCUGCCGCAAUUGCAGCGUUGCUGAGCUCCGACGGGAGCCUAGCAGUUCAUGCCGGCGAGAGAUUAGGGCGUGUCAUAACCACGGAUGCGAUCACCACCCCUGUCGUUAACACCUCUGCCUACUGGUUCAAGAAUUCCAACGAGCUGAUUGAUUUCAAGGAGGGGAGGCAUGCGAGUUUUGAGUACGGGCGAUACGGAAACCCAACCACAAAGGCUUUGGAGGAGAAGAUGAGUGCGUUAGAGAAGGCUGAAUCUACCUUAUUCGUGUCAUCGGGCAUGUACGCUAGUGUUGCUAUGCUUACCGCACUGGUUCCUGCUGGUGGGCAUAUCGUUACAACAACCGAUUGUUACAGGAAGACCAGGAUAUUCAUCCAGAAUGAGCUUCCUAAGAUGGGGAUUUCGGCCACUGUAAUUGAUCCUGCAGAUAUGGAUGGCCUGAGGGGUGCUCUGGAUCAGAAUAAUGUAUCUCUUUUCUUCACGGAAUCUCCAACUAAUCCAUUCCUUCGUUGCGUUGAUAUCGAGUUGGUUUCAGAACUUUGCCACAGUAAAGGAGCACUGGUUUGCAUAGAUGGUACCUUUGCCGCACCUGUCAAUCAGAAGGCCUUAACUUUAGGGGCUGAUGUUGUUUUGCAUUCUGCUACUAAAUUUAUUGCUGGUCACAAUGAUGUUCUUGGAGGUUGCAUUAGUGGUUCAGAGGAAUUGAUUUCAAAGAUUUGCCUGUAUCAUCAUGUUAUUGGUGGUGUUCUCAAUCCUAAUGCUGCGUAUAUGAUCCUUCGAGGUAUGAAGACGCUGCAUCUUCGUGUACAGCAACAGAAUCAUACCGCAUUAAGGAUGGCCCAGUUUUUAGAGGAACAUCCUAAGAUUAUUCGUGUCUAUUACCCAGGUCUGCCUAGUCAUCCGGAGCAUCACAUUGCCAAACAACAAAUGACUGGUUUUGGUGGUGUGGUCAGUUUUGAGGUAGCCGGAGACUUGAGGACUACGAUGAAGUUCGUUGAUUCUUUAAAGAUACCUUACGUUGCACCCUCCUUCGGAGGUUGUGAGAGUAUUGUAGACCAGCCAGCCAUCAUGUCGUAUUGGGAUCUAAGUGCAUCUGAGAGAGCCACGUAUGGUAUCAAGGACAAUCUGGUCAGGUUCAGUUUUGGAGUUGAAGACUUUGAGGACUUGAAAGCUGAUAUCGUUCAGGCCCUUGAAAGCAUCUAGUUCUGCAACGAUAUCGCCUGUCUUUCUGUUCAGGAACCGAUCAGGCAGCAUUUUGUGUUUUAUUUUAAUGCCAAUCUGGCUGAUGCGACUUAUCUGUUUGACAUGGAUGUGCUGGUAAUCUGAUCUGUCACAUUUCUCAUCAAUCAAGUUUUCAGUUGGUAGGAGCUCAAA